Setaria italica (foxtail millet) is the source of this 1065-nucleotide messenger RNA. RefSeq lists its product as uncharacterized. The transcript has 2 exons. The coding region runs from base 1 to 1065 and encodes 354 amino acids. NCBI's taxonomy places the organism in Eukaryota, Viridiplantae, Streptophyta, Magnoliopsida, Poales, Poaceae. The record is from RefSeq and is a predicted model, not a curated record.
AUGCUGAGGCAGGAGGCGCCGUGGGUGGUUUUCCCUGGCCUGACCGAGGAGAAGGCCAUCGUCGUGUCCAUGGCCGAAGGGCCCACCGCUUCCAUGCGCACCUCGGAUCUCGCGUUGCUCCACCGCGUCGUCAUCGGCUCCACGGACGGGUGGCUCGUCACCGCCGACAAGCGGGCGUGCCUGCGCAUGGCGAACCCGGCCACCGGCGCGCAGGCCGCCCUGCCGGCCAUCGACACCAUCCCGUUCCUCCAUGCGACCGGCGGCGGCAGUUGGUUCACCCUCGACCUCGAGCCCUUCCUGCAGGUCCGGUUCGGCGGCCCGCCCCCGCCGGAGGACAAAGACUGGGGGCCGUACACGCCGAGGUCGUCGACGCUCACGGCGGCGCAGAUGCGCCAGAGUUUCUACCGCAAGGUCGUCCUCUCGGCGUCCCCACAGCCGGGCAGCUACGCCGCCAUGCUCAUCACGGACAGGCACGUCGGCGCCCCGGCCUUCGCGACGGCGGAGGACAAGGUCUGGAGGAUGGCGCGCUCCCCCGCCGGCGUCGAGGACGCGAUCCACCACGACGGCCGGUUCUACUCCGUCACUUACGCCGGCGACGUCGAGGCGUGGGAGCGCGACGCCGGGACAGGCGAGUUCACGAGCAAGGUGGUAGCGCCGCGGCUUGCCGGCGCCGACGACAAGCUCCUCCGCCGGAAGUACCUCGCCGUGUCGCCUGAAGGGAAGCUGAUGGCCGUGUGCAAGCACGUGAAGCAGUCCAGCACGAGCUGGGGCAGUACGGCCACCAGAAGACCAUCCUGCGCGUCUUCUUCACGGGAACACCCGCGCGUCGCCGCCGGCUGCAUCCACUUCACCAACGACGAGGUGGGGGACGCCUGCCUGCGCCACGCGCUGGGUAGCAACAACUACCAGCGCUCCCACGGCGAGCCCGACGACGCCGAGCUCAGGCACACUGCCGUGUACAUCCUCAAGACCGGAAGGACGAAGAGGCUACUACAGCAUAUUCCGGGGGAAGGAGACAACCCGCGCUGGCCGCCGCCGGUGUGGUUCACACCUUCUUUCUUGUGA